Durusdinium trenchii is the source of this 1286-nucleotide messenger RNA. The record is from the annotation of a GenBank genome assembly. Lineage: Eukaryota; Dinophyceae; Suessiales; Symbiodiniaceae.
CCUACAUCUAUUUAAACAUUCAACAAACUAUGAGCCCCUUCGCUUGAACAUUCAACAAACUAUGGGCGUUCCUCAUGGAAGGUCGGCCGUGUGAGGACAAUCUGUGCCUGGAAGCGCUUGGCAUCGUGAGAGUCUUGACCUUUGGUAGUCGCUUGAAUCCGUCACUCGAAUGGAGAGCUGAUGCCAAAUUGUCCAACCGUGCUUAUGAUAUUGAGGAUCAUCCUUGUGCCGACUUGCUGGCCGUGCUGCCUAGUGCCAUGAGGGAGAUCGACAAGAUCAUGAAGUCUCGUCAAGAGAAAUUCGGUGAUGUCGGUGAUGAGAAAUUCGAAGCAAAGCCAAAGCGAGGCUCUGGAAAAGAGCAAGCGAAGGGCUCUGAGCCUCAGGAGCCUAGGUUGCCAGCUGUUUUAGUGCACUGUGCCUCUGGCAUCAGUCGCUCCGUAGCGGUGUGCACUGCGUGGCUGAUGCUUCGACAGGCCUUGGAGUUGCAGGAGGCGCUGCAGAGGGUGAAGAAAGCCCGGCCACAAGCUUUGCCGAAUCACGGCUUCGUGCAAUGCCUUCAAAUUCUCGAAGAUGAGAAGGGUGACCUGCAAGCAGCCUCCAAGCGCUGGCAGAAGUCCAAUGACAUCAGCCAGAAUUCCAGAACUCGAAUGGUGUCAAAGCUGAGACGAAAGGCGGACGACACGGCGGCACGUGCGGCCAAGCUAGAAGAGGAGCUGCAAGGGGCACAAAAAGGUCUUGAUUCUCCAGAAGGUUUGGCACAACUACAGCUGACUGUGCGGCGUUUGCGGAAGUUGCGCAAGGACAUUGAACAGCAAAGGCCUCGAAACACCAUCGACGACGCAGUUGCGAGCUCUGUUAGGAAGAACACGGCUGAGAAGGUGUGUCAUCUCUUGUCGAUCUGGGAGCCCAAACUUCCUUUAGAAGAGAAACAAGAUGGUGACACAGUCUCCUCAGAAGAGUGGUCACACAUGGAACCCUCCCCUGUAGACUCGCCUGCAGAGCUGGCAGGAGCCUCCCUUCUGAAUCCAAAGCAUCUGCAUGUGGUGCGCACGAUUCCGUGUGUGCGGAUAGUCGUUUCUUUGUAACAUCAUUUUCUGACCUCCGUUCCGACAAACAGGUCAGGCGUUGAGGUCACACUCUGUCCGUUUCACCAUUUCACCCGGUGCAAGAUGUUAGGAACGGCUGCAAAAGAAAGGGCUUUUGGUUGUACAUUCAUCACGAAAUGAUCAUCGUAUACUGAUGUUUGCUUAUCGGAGUCCAUUAAGAGUCAUUAAGUUGACAUGGUG